AGGCAGGUAAGUGGGGUAAUAAGGCAGGUAAGUGGGGUAAUAUGGCAGGUAAGAAAGAUGCUAAAAUAAAAACUGGUUUGAGCGACAGAUCCAGAGGAUGGAUUUGAACUUGAUACUAUAUGCCAGUAUAUGUAGAAGUGCAGUUGAAGCUGGAAUAUUGUUUUUGUGUAAUAUUGGAGAAAAGAAUCUUCUGCAUAUAAAAGACAGUAGUUGACCCCAGCUCCACCUCCAGCAGCUCUCACAUGCUGCUUAACCUCUAAAUGCCUCAUUAUGAAUCAUUUAAUGAUGUCAUGUAUGAUCAUAUAUCAGUCAGAAGAACCAAACCAGUACCAUUUACUUUAAUACUACAUUUUACCUCUAAAACCUGCACACUUUUACUUAAGUAGGAUUUUUGAUGCAGGACUUUUACUUGUAAUGGAGUAAUCUGAAUACUUACUUUUUAACACCAAACACUGCUGAUGUUGAUGAUGUAUAGUAAGCACAAGCUUACUGUAUCCAAGUGUUUUUAUCUAGAACUGAGGAUGACAACCCCAGUUAUCCGCAUUGUCAACCCAGAAGGCCCUGUGAAACGUCAACAGGCUGUACUGGUGUCGACUAAAGAGGCCAGGUACUAUCGGGAGAAAAAAAUGGUCUUCCCCAGACCUCCACCGGAGCUGCUGAACAAGGCCACUGCCCUGUCCCACGCAGAGAAACUCCUUCAAGCAGAGGGCAUCCCUGCGCCAUCACAUCAGCUGUGCUUGGGAAAGCUGGUGCUGCUAUUUGGCCAGUAUGAGAAUGCCCCAUUCCACUGGCUUGUGGCAAACGACGUUGGCUACAUGAAAUACACCCGCAGACAAGCACCACCAAGUGUAAUCCUACAUCAUGGCCAGGUGAUGACACUGAACUGUUAGCUGCAAGCCAGUCUAUAGAAGACUCGCUUAAAGCCCAGUCCCAGGGUUCUAGGCACAUGGCCAAGAUCAAGCCACCCGAGUUCACUGUCUGGACAAAACAGCCUGACAAGAAACCACGGUCAGUUGUCCAGCCAGAACAGCCUGAGAAGAAACCACAGUCAGUUGUGCGGCCAAAAAAGCCUAGGCCUACUGUCCGCCUCCAGCAGCCCAAGUCCACUGUCCCUCUAGAACAGCCUGAGCCAUCUGUCCAGCCCAAACAGAACGCAUCCACUAGCCAGCACACAGAGGCCCCGUCCAUGACCCAGGGCCAUGAUUAUCCUGUGGAAUCACUUUGCAGUGACAGCCCCGCAAGUGCUAUUCACAUUAUGUACAGACAGCAUAAAUCAGAACAAUUUGUUUUAGUAUUAUUUUGUACACAAUAAUAACCAAAUCCCUUGUGUAUGUUGUUUGUGGUGCAGGUGGAGCUAGAGGGCUGGGUACGUCUGUGGGAAGACUCCAGUGGCAUCCCAUCUGCCGACAUUUCCUGCCUCAAAGAGGACACCGAAAGAGGGAUGUUCACUCCAGUUCAAAUCUACAGGGACAACACUGGUCUGUUCAAGAGGUGACGGGUGAUGAAAUCCGACCGCAUGUGGUUUUACCCACCGGAUUCUCCCGGCUACAUCAGGGGGGCUGUGCCAACUCCUCAGCCAUUUUUUCGGAGCUGUGUCAUUGUGUGGCGCCCUGUUGGAGUGUGGAGGUACUCCCUGAAGUGUCUGCGAGGUGAUGAAUGUGUGGGUAGAGGACAGAAUGUGCACCUCUACAAGUCUGGCUACCACCCCCGGGUACGUCACAUCUGUGAUGUGUCCAGCUGGUACACAAUGCACACUGAGGUAUUGUGCUGUGGACCCUGUACAAAGAUGGCUAGGAGUGGAGAACCGGACCGAAGGCAACACUAUGGUCAAGGUGUGGCGGCAGAUACAGGAGAAUCAUGUUGAGGAGUACCUUCAAUGUAAGGACCUGUACACCACACUCCUCAUGACUGUUUUGAAACCCGGAGGGAUCGUCUCUGUGUUAGGGCACACUUUUCAGGCUCCACCUCCUCCAAGAGAGCUUCCCUCUGCACGGCUCCUGCGACACGCCUUCCUGCUGGCAGAGGCCAACAAUGUCCAGGAUUACAGGAGCCAGAUCCUCUCCACUUUAGGCACUGUGCUCAAAAUGGAUUCCACAAAAAAAGUGGUGAAGAAGCUGUCUGGGGAGGGUGCAGGCUCAGUUGAGUGGUUCACCAGCAUUGGAAACGAGCACUCCCAAAUAGUUUCCUUUGUGCUGACCUGUGAAGAGUCUGCUGAGAAGCUGCAGCCGAUGUGCCUUGGAGUGAUGAACAGGUUUCGGCUGGCCAAUCAGCCUGUCCCCAAGAUCUUGUAUGUGGACAGUGGGUGUUGCCGUGCACAGGGCCGAACAGCUGUGGAGACUUUGUUCCAGCCUUGGGUGGAUAAUGGGAUGGUUGUGCGUCUGGACAUCUUUCACUGGAUCCACCGGUUUGAUGCAGCCAUCCGCACAGAAUCUCACUCCAAGUAUGCCAUGUUCAAGUCUGUGCUGGCUGGGGCAGUGCUGGUGUACAACCGCACAGACUUGGAGCUACUCAUCAAGGCUGUCAGAGCUAAGGACCUGCCAGCGCUGAAGUGUGUGUCAGAUGAGGAUGUUGUAUGCCGCUAUAUUUCCAGGGAGCAGCUGAAACACCAUGUUCGGAGGGUUACACUCGGGGUUCAGGAAACAUUCCGGCUCGUCCACCUGGCCAUUGAGGAGCUGAAAGGUCCCACUGGACUGGAUGAGAAUGGAGUGAGCCUCUUCAAAACACCUGGUGUAUUUACAGAGGCCAUUGAUGAGAUGUGGGCAGCCCAGCAGCGACACCUGGAGUGCAUUCAGGAUCCACCAGAUAUGAACAUGUAUAGGGUGGCACGUAGCACAACCAUCAACAACGUGGACGUGCCCUACUAUAAAUGUUUGCGUGGAAACAACAGCCUGGAAGGAUUCCACAAAACUCUACCGAACAUGAUUCCAGGUCCCCACUGUGCAGCACGGCCCUAUCAGGUUUAUCUGAUAAGUGGCAUUGCACGGUGGAACUCAGACCGGACCUCGGAUGCUGUGUUUGGUGGCAGAGGACGGCACCACAGGAUUUGUUCUGCGCCACUACACCCACUGUCGGCAGCUGUUCGGGGAGUAUGUGGAGGAGAACUUCCAGGCCCCUGCUGAUGUUUUGUCCAACGAGCUGCUUGGGUUAGAGUACCUGUUCAGCCAGAGCACAGGCGAAUCCUUCUCUCUCCAGGACAUUGCCAAUGAUGGACCCAGUCCAGACGAGGAAGUGGUUCACCCUGAGCAGCCCGAUACAGGUGAAGCUGA
Pygocentrus nattereri (red-bellied piranha) is the source of this 3266-nucleotide messenger RNA. RefSeq lists its product as uncharacterized. The record is from RefSeq and is a predicted model, not a curated record. The transcript is spliced from 7 exons. Bases 1653 to 3119 code for a protein of 488 amino acids. Lineage: Eukaryota; Metazoa; Chordata; Actinopteri; Characiformes; Serrasalmidae.